AUGGAGCCACUCGAAGAAGAGUCCUAUUACGAGUUUCGCGAUUCCUACGAUAUUGUGAUGGAAGCUGAGCAGAAAGAGUCUGAGCAGCCAAAGAAAGAAGCUCGGAAGCGGGGAAACAGAGGUGGAAAAGGAAGAUCGGAAGAAGAAAGAAAACGUCAUCGCGAAGAAACAAAACGCAGGGAACAAGAAGACAAACGACGAGACAGAGGUAAAGGGUGGCCAGCUGAUCGCACUGAUAGCUGGGGUCGCGGCAAUCAGUCUGCUCUCACCACACCUUCUUCCUACCACGCAAGCAGAGGUAAUGUUACGUACGGAGGGACAGUUACUGGUGUGACAAGAGGACUACCAAGCGGAAACGGUGGAUACAGACCUCCAUCGCAAGUGUCUGGCUGGGCGCCAGAACCCCCACCAUCCAAAGUCUUCGAAUUACCGAGUGGAAAUAGCAACGCUCCCUUGCCUAAGUCCAAAGUCUAUCAAAUGCCUGAGUAUCAAUGGGCAGGAGCCCCAGGCGUCACUUCCUGGCAGUCUCAGUCAAAGCCGAUUCUUUACCCGCCACCGAACUGGUGCAAAGAAGAAGUUAAAACGAUGAUUCUGCCGAUGAAAAUUGAAAUGACAGCGCUCUUUGACCAACCAUGGUUUCUUGAAAUGACAGGCGAUGCGCAACGAUCUGCCUGGUACGCAAAGCGAUCAGAGAUGGAAAUGAAGUACGCAGAUCAACUUCAGGAAGCGAAAGAAGAAGCAGAUCGCAGAAUGUUAGAACAGACAAAGAGCCUGAUCAAUGUUAUCAAAAAGACCAAAGAAAAGACUGGCUACUCCGAUACCGUGAAAGCUAGAAUCAAGAAUUUCAACUGGAAAGACUUGUCUUGCUACACAGAAGAGGAGCUUUCAUGCAAGCAUGAAGAAUUGGAGGAAGAUAUCGAAAAAAAUAAAGAACAAUUCACAGCGUGGCAAAAUCAAUGUCGACAGUGGGAGACCCAAAUGCGUGGAAAGUCCUUCGUUUCUCAAGCUCAAAUCCAGAAGAUCGAAGAAACGAAGAAAGAGUGGCGUGGAAUGGCUCAAAAGUUCAACCAAGUAGAAUCGAAAAUGCGCGCUCAAAUGAACAUCUUGGCGACGGAGAUCGAGUUUCGCAACGCCCCCAAGAAGCCCGAUUUCUUCGAUAGCGAUAUUUUCCAGCGUCCAGUCAGUCCAACUCCGGAGCCAAAGCGAUACACUCCAGCUCCUUCUCCACCACCUCCAGAAGUGCCGUCUUUUACUGGAAUGCCGACUGAUGAUUUGGAAAUUGUUGACGACUUACCGAAACCGCCUUCUCGCUAUUCCUACGACCAAAAACCUGGUUACGAUAUGUUCGAUUCAAGGGAGGACGAGUGGGACUCUCGAAACCGUUAUCGAGAUGAAGACCCUUCGAUGGAGCCUUACGGAUCAUCAGGCGCUUCCUCGUCACGCGUUUAUGACUAUUCGUCCGAACGAAGCUCCCGAUACGAUCCGUACGAACCCACAACUCAGGAAUCAUGGAAUCCACCUCCAAGAAAUGAUGACGAUUGGAACCCACCUAGUGAAGACCCUUAUAGAUACUCAAGAAAGAAAUCAGACGAUGAAUACGCAUUUAAUCAACGGGCACAAGUUUACGAUUACGAUUCUCGACCGAAAUCGCCCGGCGCGGAUAGAUGGGGCUUGCCCCCAUCUAGAAGCCCUCCGCGGUCGUCUUCUUAUGAUGCCAGAGGUGUUGAGAGUGGCUGGCGUUCGCCACCUCUCAGUACUGCAGGCAGCCGUGAUUAUGGCGAAAAAGCAGCCGAGAAGGCAUCCGAUAGGAUGCCUUUGAUGCCCCAGCGUCGCCGAUAA
Messenger RNA from Oikopleura dioica, 1839 nucleotides. Lineage: Eukaryota; Metazoa; Chordata; Appendicularia; Copelata; Oikopleuridae. The record is from the annotation of a GenBank genome assembly.